UGUCUUCAUAGUGCCCGUGUUAUCCUGUCGACCAAAUGAGUAUAAAACAAAUGACGGACAGUGCUGCCCGAUGUGCAACGAAGGUAGAGUUGUUCAGAAAGACUGCACAGUAUAUUCAGGAACUCAGUGCCGUUUCUGUGACCUGGGGACGUUCAUGAACCAACCCAACGGCCUGUAUAACUGUUUCCCCUGCACAUCCUGUGACACAGGCCAUGGUCUUUUUGUCAAGCAGAACUGUACAGCAACAACUGACACAGUGUGUGACGUUUUAAAUGGAUAUUACUGUAAAGAUUUGAUAGACAGUAACGGAUGUAGUUUGACAGAGAAACAUUCACAUUGUGCAGCUGGUCAGAGGAUAAAAGAACCUGGGACCAGCAGAAGUGACACAGUGUGUGAAGACUGUCAGCCAGGCUUCUUUUCCAAGGACGGUGUGAGCUGCACGGCUUGGAAAGUACUUUUAGCUGGGAAGGCCAGAAGACCCAGCACUGACAACUGAACAGGUGCUUUUGGAUCACGGUGUUGUUCCAAAAGGUGAUUUCUGAUGUUUCUGUAUGUAUCUGUAAUGUCUUUGUUUAUAUUGGAAGGUAGACUGCAGUCAAAACGAUUUAUGAAGGAGUUGUAUAUAAAAUAAAGAAACUACCUGUUUUGCAAAU
Messenger RNA from Haplochromis burtoni (Burton's mouthbrooder), 653 nucleotides. Its product is annotated as tumor necrosis factor receptor superfamily member 14. Gene Ontology annotation, molecular function: protein binding; transmembrane signaling receptor activity. The transcript has 5 exons. Gene Ontology annotation, biological process: positive regulation of cytokine production involved in immune response; positive regulation of T cell migration; apoptotic process. Gene Ontology annotation, cellular component: membrane; external side of plasma membrane. The record is from RefSeq and is a predicted model, not a curated record. Lineage: Eukaryota; Metazoa; Chordata; Actinopteri; Cichliformes; Cichlidae. Bases 71 to 496 code for a protein of 141 amino acids.